Molecule: messenger RNA, 3596 nt
Organism: Oncorhynchus nerka (sockeye salmon)
Lineage: Eukaryota; Metazoa; Chordata; Actinopteri; Salmoniformes; Salmonidae
Product: gremlin-2-like
Exons: 1
Coding region: 1-504 (167 amino acids)
Biological process (GO): animal organ morphogenesis
Molecular function (GO): receptor ligand activity; BMP binding
Source: RefSeq, a predicted model, not a curated record
AUGUACAGACAGUUUGUUCUGUCAAUCCUGCUUGCAGGCGUCCUGUGCCUGGUGGGCGGCGACACCCGCAAGACCCGCCUCCAAGGCUCCAUCCCCAACCCUUUCAAAGGGAACGGCAACACCUCUGACAAACGCACCAGUAAACAGGAAAUACUUGCCUCCAGCCAGGAAGCGCUGGUCGUCACAGAGAGGAAGUACCUGAAGAGUGACUGGUGCAAGACCCAGCCGCUGCGUCAGACGGUGAGCGAGGAGGGCUGUCUCAGUCGUACCGUCAUCAACAGGUUCUGCUACGGACAGUGUAACUCCUUCUAUAUCCCACGACACGUUAAGACGGAGCAGGAGUCUUUCCGGUCCUGUGCUUUCUGCCGGCCGCAGCGUUUCACCACGCUGACCGUAGAGCUGGACUGUCCCGACCUCCAGCCGCCCUUCAGGCACCGCAAGAUCCAGAGAGUCAAACAGUGUCGUUGUAUAUCGGUCUCCGUCGGUGACCCUGGGAAGCGGUGAUACUCGUCUCUCUCUCUCUUUUAUCAUCUUGGACAAUCCCUAGAUACCUGUCCAGAUAUUCCGCUCACCUCACAGGAGACAGUUUGUACAAGACUCGAGUACAUGGAGGGUCAGGACAUGCAUUUUUUACUGGCGGCACAUAGAAUGAAUACAUAAAAGCUGAAGGGGCCCAACUCUCUUUAGAAGUACUGAGCAUGACGGACGUUUCUAUGGAGCAGCUCUGUGUUGAUCAUACCAAGCACUCUAUAUGAGACAAACGGACAUUUCUACAACCCAGACCGAUUUAAAACCCCAUGACUAUAUACACGCUGUAGUUCAAAGAUGGUGGAUAAAUGAAGAUGUCUUACUCAGGCGGGUUUACCGUUUAAAACAAAAAAAAUGGUCACAAUUCCAGACUGCUUAAGGAAGUGCCUUUCCAAUAGACAACAAUGUGAUAGCAGUUGGGUCUGGUCUACUUAGUUCAUUGACUGUAUAUGAACCCGGGGGAAAAAAGCAGAGUGAGACAUCUCACUUCCUCUACCGUCUCUGCAGAAACAGACGUACCUGGACCACAGGUCUCCUCAGCCUGUCGGAGAGGGGGGUCGUAUUCAAAUGGGAGAAAACUGACAAACAAAAAGCAGAGUGAGACAUCUCACUUCCUCUACCGUCUCUGCAGAAACAGACCUACCUGGACCACAGGUCUCCUCAGCCUGUCGGAGAGGGGUGGUCGUAUUCAAAUGGGAGAAAACUGACUGAAACAAAAAGCAGAGUGAGACAUCUCACUUCCUCUACCGUCUCUGCAGAAACAGACCUACCUGGACCACAGGUCUCCUCAGCCUGUCGGAGAGGGGGGUCGUAUUCAAAUGGAAGAAAACUGACUGAAACAAAAACGACUUGUCCAAUACAAAAUGCUAAUUUUCAACUACAAAAUGUGUUUCUAAUGUGUUUCUAAUGUGUGCCCUAAUGGAUAUGACCAUAUUCCACAGAGGGACUCUGGUAGAGAGGUUGUCGGAGAGACUGACUGGGUUAGUAGUAGACCUACUGCAGCAACAGCCGACCUGGGGUUUCAGAGAGGGUAGGAGGGUGUUGAAUAGAGACUGACUGGGUUAGUAGAAGGUCCUACUGCAGUAACAGCCGACCUGGGGUUUCAGAGGGUAGGAGGGUGUUGAAUAGAGACUGACUGGGUUAGUAGAAGGUCCUACUGCAGUAACAGCUGACCUGGGGUUUCAGAGGGUAGGAGGGUGUUGAAUAGAGACUGACUGGGUUAGUAGAAGGUCCUACUGCAGUAACAGCUGACCUGGGGUUUCAGAGGGUAGGAGGGUGUUGAAUAGAGACUGACUGGGUUAGUAGAAGGUCCUACUGCAGUAACAGCUGACCUGGGGUUUCAGAGGGUAGGAGGGUGUUGAAUAGAGACUGACUGGGUUAGUAGAAGGUCCUACUGCAGUAACAGCUGACCUGGGGUUUCAGAGGGUAGGAGGGUGUUGAAUAGAGACUGACUGGGUUAGUAGAAGGUCCUACUGCAGUAACAGCUGACCUGGGGUUUCAGAGGGUAGGAGGGUGUUGAAUAGAGACUGACUGGGUUAGUAGAAGGUCCUACUGCAGCAACAGCCGACCUGGGGUUUCAGAGGGUAGGAGGGUGUUGAAUAGAGACUGACUGGGUUAGUAGAAGGUCCUACUGCAGUAACAGCUGACCUGGGGUUUCAGAGGGUAGGAGGGUGUUGAAUAGAGACUGACUGGGUUAGUAGAAGGUCCUACUGCAGUAACAGCUGACCUGGGGUUUCAGAGGGUAGGAGGGUGUUGAAUAGAGACUGACUGGGUUAGUAGAAGGUCCUACUGCAGUAACAGCUGACCUGGGGUUUCAGAGGGUAGGAGGGUGUUGAAUAGAGACUGACUGGGUUAGUAGAAGGUCCUACUGCAGUAACAGCUGACCUGGGGUUUCAGAGGGUAGGAGGGUGUUGAAUAGAGACUGACUGGGUUAGUAGAAGGUCCUACUGCAGUAACAGCUGACCUGGGGUUUCAGAGGGUAGGAGGGUGUUGAAUAGAGACUGACUGGGUUAGUAGAAGGUCCUACUGCAGUAACAGCUGACCUGGGGUUUCAGAGGGUAGGAGGGUGUUGAAUAGAGACUGACUGGGUUAGUAGAAGGUCCUACUGCAGUAACAGCUGACCUGGGGUUUCAGAGGGUAGGAGGGUGUUGAAUAGAGACUGACUGGGUUAGUAGAAGGUCCUACUGCAGUAACAGCUGACCUGGGGUUUCAGAGGGUAGGAGGGUGUUGAAUAGAGACUGACUGGGUUAGUAGAAGGUCCUACUGCAGUAACAGCUGACCUGGGGUUUCAGAGGGUAGGAGGGUGUUGAAUAGAGACUGACUGGGUUAGUAGAAGGUCCUACUGCAGUAACAGCUGACCUGGGGUUUCAGAGGGUAGGAGGGUGUUGAAUAGAGACUGACUGGGUUAGUAGAAGGUCCUACUGCAGUAACAGCUGACCUGGGGUUUCAGAGGGUAGGAGGGUGUUGAAUAGAGACUGACUGGGUUAGUAGAAGGUCCUACUGCAGUAACAGCUGACCUGGGGUUUCAGAGGGUAGGAGGGUGUUGAAUAGAGACUGACUGGGUUAGUAGAAGGUCCUACUGCAGUAACAGCUGACCUGGGGUUUCAGAGGGUAGGAGGGUGUUGAAUAGAGACUGACUGGGUUAGUAGAAGGUCCUACUGCAGUAACAGCUGACCUGGGGUUUCAGAGGGUAGGAGGGUGUUGAAUAGAGACUGACUGGGUUAGUAGAAGGUCCUACUGCAGUAACAGCUGACCUGGGGUUUCAGAGGGUAGGAGGGUGUUGAAUAGAGACUGACUGGGUUAGUAGAAGGUCCUACUGCAGUAACAGCUGACCUGGGGUUUCAGAGGGUAGGAGGGUGUUGAAUAGAGACUGACUGGGUUAGUAGAAGGUCCUACUGCAGUAACAGCCUACCGGGGGUUUCACAGGCAAUAUAUCGUUCUGUACAAAUAAAUAUCACAUUAUUAUUAGAUUUAGAGAGAUUAUAUCAAUACAAUGUUACAUUACAAUGGCAUUUAUAUUUACAAAAAUGAAUAAAUGAUGUAUUAAAUCUGUACCGAAGAUGAAACAA